Cladocopium goreaui is the source of this 1172-nucleotide messenger RNA. NCBI's taxonomy places the organism in Eukaryota, Dinophyceae, Suessiales, Symbiodiniaceae. The record is from the annotation of a GenBank genome assembly.
AUGGCAGUGCCUGAUUUGUCGCCUUCCACGGUGGAUUUCUUGGCGCAGCACGGCAUCCACGUGGUGGCCAUCGAUCCCUUGGGCGCACGCGUCUCGGGCCUCGACCUCCGAGCCGCGCCGCCUAGCCCUGAGGUGCUCGGCGCCUUGGAGGCAGAGAUGGCAAGUCGUGGUUUCCUGGUCUUCACGGAUCAAGGGAUUUUGAGUGGCGACGAACAGGUGCACUGCAGCGAGUUUUGGGGCGCACGAGAGAUGCACAGCACCCAUGGAGUUCAUCCUAGGGCGCCCAAUCGACACAUCUUUCGCCUUAGCAACGAUAGCUCAGUGGGGAUCACUGGAGUUGGACCACAGUGGCAUAAUGAUGGCUCCUUUGAAAGCAGCAUCUUCUCACAUGUGGGAUAUCAUAUCAUUCGAGUCCCGGAACAAGGAGGUGAUACUCAAUUUGUACAUCAAGGAGCAGCAUUUGAUGCACUGCCCAAGGAGAAACAGGAAUAUUGGUCUCGAUUGGUGACGAUUAAUGCCACCUCUGGAGUCUUACAUCCGAUGGUUCAGGAUCAUCCCAUCUCUGGUCGACGCUCUGUCUACCUUCAUCUGGGAAUGACCGGUGGCAUCUUUGAGAAAACUGACGACUUGAACGACUUGCGUCUCUUGGAACACGACGAACUUCUGGAUGUCUUCCGCAGUUACAACGCGCUUUUGAAUGCUGGCUUAGUGGAAAAUGGUGGACGCUAUGGUAUGAGCUAUCCCUAUAAACAAGGUGAUUGUAUCUUCAUUGACAACUGGGCCAUUGCCCAUCGAGCUUCCCCUGAAGCCCAUCUGGAUCAGUCGAAACAAGGCCUGCGCAUUUUGCAUCGCACCACCGUGAAGUCGCCACGACCGGGACCGUUGCCGCCCAAAACGUGGCAACUUCCCACGGUGGUGACCCAAAAUCUGCUGAUGUCGGCGGAUCGCGGGGAAGGAGUUUUUGUGGCCGGUGGCCUGGGAUUCCGAUGGGAUCCAGAUAUUCAUAUGCAAAAUUAAGAGAAAAUAGAAGAAACAAAAGAAACACAGUUCGAACAGAAUUUGAAGAGAUUUGAAGAGAUUGAACAGAUCUCAGCAGCUCCAAAGUGAGCUCUCUGAUUUAGGCAUUUUAGGAGACACUGGAGGACAAGUUCCGCAACAGUGUUUCGUGGAUG